Paraglomus brasilianum is the source of this 2796-nucleotide messenger RNA. NCBI's taxonomy places the organism in Eukaryota, Fungi, Glomeromycota, Glomeromycetes, Paraglomerales, Paraglomeraceae. The record is from the annotation of a GenBank genome assembly.
AUGGAACAGUUCAAUCCCAUGUCCAAUCCAACAGAUGUUCCCCGAUCUCGCAAUACCAACCCCCCUCCCGCGGAACCAGCUUCUUGGCAAAUACCGCCAAGCGCGUUGCAGCCAAAGAAACGAACGGAAAAACUCGACAAGUCUGAAUCCCGUAUCGCAGUUAAUCCUUAUGAUACAGAGGCUUGGUUGAUGUUGCUUUCAGAGGUGAUGGCGAGGGGGGAUGUGGAGCGGGUGAGGGAGACGUUUGAGAGAUUUUUGAAGUUGUUCCCUAGUUCGGCUCGUCACUGGAUCCAAUUCGUCGAAUUCGAAUUAAAAAACAACUGUCUUGACCGAGCAGAAGACAUAUUUCGGCGUUGUCUUCGUCCCACCCCAUCUGUUGAGCUAUGGAAAUAUUACCUAAACUAUGUUCGUCGGAAAACUACUGGCGACAAAUCAUCCUCACUAACACCUGAAGCUCGUGAAGUUUUGACAAAAACUUACGAAUUUGUCUUGAACCACGUUGGGCUGGAUAAAGAUUCCGGAAAUAUAUGGAGCGAUUACUUGUUCUUUCUGAAAACUGGAGAAGCAAAUAGCACUUGGGAAGAAUCCCAGAAGAUGGAUCUUAUGAGACGGACCUAUCAGAAAGCUAUUUGUAUACCAAUAAAUAAUGUUGAGCAUAUUUGGAAAGAUUAUGAUCAGUUUGAAAAUGGCCUUAAUAAAAUUACGGCCAAAAAAUUUCUUCACGAACGCUCGGCAUCUUAUAUGACGGCCCGUACAGCGCUUCGCGAACUUCGCGAAAUAACUGAUUCUAUUAACAAAUCAAUCCUUCCCGUUCCACCCAAAUGGACCAAAGUCGAACUUCAACAACUUGAUCAUUGGAAGCGUUGGAUUGCCUGGGAGAAAUCGAAUCCUUUGGCAUUAGAAGAUAAAUCCGCCCUGGCACAGAGAAUUACUUUUGUAUAUAGACAGGCUAUGUUGUAUAUGAGAUACUAUCCAGAAAUAUGGUACGAUGCGGCUAGUUAUUGGGUUGAAAUAGGGAAGGAAGAUGAGGCGGUUACUAUGUUGAAGAAUGGGAUGGAAAUCAUGCCAACAAGUUUCCUGUUGCAUUUUUACUACACUGAACUUCAAGAACAACGCCAAAAAAGUGCUGAAGCUCGCUCUGCAUUUGAAUCCCUUAUUUCGCAUCUAAAUUCGGAAAUAGAGAGAAUAGAAGAAUCUGCUGAAGAAGCUAUUGCUAAUGUGAACAAAGCCGGUGAAGCAGCAAAGGAAGAAUUCUCAGGAAUGGAGUUGGAUGGGCAUAAAAGGCGCUCGGCAAGUAUUCUCGAAAGCACGAAAGACCCGUUAUUGUCCGUACCAAGUAUUUGUCGCAUCCGCAAAGAUCAAAGCGUGGCAGUUAAGGUAUUUGAACUCGGCUUAAGGUCUUUCGGAGAUAAUCCUGAAUACGUCGCACAGUAUUUGGACUUUUUGGUUCAACUCAAUGAUGACAACAAUACCCACGCGCUGUUUGAACGCUCAUUACUCGCCCUACCCAUUGAAAAAUCAAAGAUAAUAUGGGAUAAAUUCGGAGAUUAUGUAACUAACUAUAGUGAUUUAGCUUCGAUGAGAAGGCUUGACCAACGAAGAGCUGAGAAGUAUCCAGAUGAAACUGAUAUCGAGCGAUUUGCAUCGCGGUAUAGUUACUUAGACGUAAAUAUAAUAAUGAAACAAGAAGUUGGAGGAAAACCUUCAUCUUCUCUAAAUGUCAAAAAACGUUUCCAACCGCCGCUUCUUUCUUCUCCGCCGACUACACCUCCUUCAACACAUAUGGAAGAUGAAGGCACCUCUCGACGUGCGUUGCUCGAUUCCGUUAACCCGGAGAAAUAUCCACGGCCUGAUUUUCGACAGUGGGUGGCCUACAAGCCGACAGCAGAACAACUGAGAAGGCCAUACUUUCCACAACCACAGACUAGUAAUGUCCCGCCUGGUGUUGCUGGACAGAGUCUAGGGCCGCAACCUCCGGGUGGUGGUGUGGGCGCCGGUGGAGUCUCGGUAUCGAACAUGUCGAUUUCUGGUUUGCCGGCCAGCGGAGCACCGCCCUCAAACGUUAUGUCUCAGGGAAUGGGCUUGCCACCCAAUGUGCAAGGCAUUCCAGGAACAACGGGAGCAGCGCCAGCACAGCAAAUACAGCAGUUGACGCCAGUCGUGCUAAAGCGGGCAACGAAUGGAAUGUUGUUACCAGAAGCUAUAGUCAAUUUUUUAAACAUUUUGCCACCAGCUAGUGUGUUUAAUGGUCCAACACUAAAUCCGAUAGAUCUAAUAGACGUAAUUCACAACUCAUCAAUCCCACUCCCUCCCUCGACUGCUCUUCCCGGACAACCCGCACUUCCACUUCCUACAUCCCAACUUGUUACUCCAUCCCACAAUAUUGCAUCGCAUGCUCUUGCACCGCCAUCACAUAUGUCAUCAUCACACGGAAUGCAAACAACACAUCGAGUUAGCCCGCCAGUGAGAGAAGGAAGAUAUGAAGGGAAUGUAACUGGAGUGGGCGGGAGAUAUGGUGAAGGACGAGUAUAUGAACGAGGCGAAGGUGGAAGAGGCGCAGGUGGACAACGAGGAAAUCGGGGCGAAUUCUUUGGAAAGCAGAUGAGGAACAACCAACAGUCAUCGCGUGGUCGGGGUGGCGUUGACGGUGCACCACCAUCAUAUGGUCCAUCUGGAUCUAAACGACGUCGGCGUGAUUUUGACGCCGAAGAUGAAUUUUCGGGGGGGCGUGGUGGAGAAUGGGGAGCUGGUGGAGGACGAGGCGAUACGGAGUUCAAGAGACGACAGGGCAAUUAA